Molecule: messenger RNA, 5853 nt
Organism: Saccostrea echinata
Lineage: Eukaryota; Metazoa; Mollusca; Bivalvia; Ostreida; Ostreidae
Exons: 14
Coding region: 273-4604 (1443 amino acids)
Biological process (GO): centrosome duplication; regulation of cytokinesis; centriole replication
Cellular component (GO): centriole
Source: RefSeq, a predicted model, not a curated record
CUUCUUUCAGUAUCGGGUUCGACCAAAACACGACGGUUUGUUGAUAAAUGGCGGCAUUAUUUCAACCGGAAAGAUAAAGUUCUGAAGACAGCUUUGGGGAAUGAAUUAAUAAUGAAAGCCCUGUGCCAGCCAAGAUGAAGGAAGACUGAAGAAUAUUGACUAUACGAAUACUCAGUAUAAUAUACUAGGCUGUGAGUGAAGCAGUCAUGCAAUCGGUAUUACACAAAUAGACAGUCAAAAUCUUCAGUGAUUUUAAGGCGGCACUACCACCAAUGAUGGGGGACCUCCUAGAGUACUUUGAGGCCAAGAACCACUCUCUGGACAAAGUGGACGUCAGUCACUCGGUCAGCUUGGACAGCAAAUUCACAUCCUGUAUCACAUUUAAUGGCAUCCCAAUCUUACCACCAGUGAUGACACAAAGAAGACGAGAAGAAAUGUCCGGAUAUCGCAGACAGGCCGUUCAGAGAGAAACUCGUAGGAGGUCCAAACAGCGCCUGCAGCUAGUGGCCAAAGUCCAGUCCAUAGUGGCCGAGGUUGAGGAGAAGCGUUCUAGAGCACUAUCUGACUCCACUUGUUCCUCUCCGGUCGGAUCUGACAGCGCUGCUUCAUCCAGGGUAUCUCCGGGUCCGAAUUACCGAUCUUCCCCCUCGGAACCUCCAAAGUCAGGAUCUGGCUCACAGUCAAGGCUUCAGGAUCAAAGUAUAGAGGACUCCCAUAGUGUCAUUACAAAGAAGGAACACAAGGAUGUUCAAAGAUCUCAGGCACCUGAGAAAUGUGAAAAGACAAAUAAACCAACACCAAAAACUGAAGUUAAACAAAAUGUAAGUGGAAAUGCCAGUAAACUUAAGGGUGCUUCUAAUAGUACAAAAUCUCAGACAACAGAUACAGCAAGGGAAAAGAGUGACUCAAAGACAGUGAAGUCCGCUCCUGUGAGCAGUAAACAGAAACAGUCACAAAUACCCAAACCAGUUUCAAGUCAGAACCAGAAUAAGGCUUUAAGUAACCUGAAAAGAGCUAGCUCUAUGUCUUCCCUUCCCAAUUUGGCUAAAAUUGAGGGUCUACCCACUCCUAAACCUCCAAAUUCCCCUAAAACCAAGCAGCAGUUGAGGAGAGCUCGGCUUGGAAUGUCAGGACAGUAUUCUAUAUCUCAGCCAGAUCUGAGGGACAUUGACAAAUCAGACUCUGAAACAUCAGUGUCUUCACAUUCACAGGUGGAGGAAAGUGCUUCUCAGAAACGAAAGAAACUUUUAUUGUCUACACAGCACAGUGUGUCUAAUCCAGACCUGGUUAAUACUGGUUUGUCACCAGAUAGAAGUCUGUCUGCUGAAGAGCAGAUGAAGGGCAAAAUGUCACCUAAAACAAAAUUGAAAAGUUCCACAAGUGUUCCAAAUUUAACAAUGGUGGGUAGGACCAAGAAAAAGAAGACUCAUUCCCAAAGAGAUGCUGAAAAAUCAGCUGCCCAAAAAUCACAACAGAAGCCACUGAAAAAUUCUGGUGAAGGUGCAAAACCUAAGAGUUCUUCAAUACCUAUUAGUAUACCCAUUGAGGUAGACAAUAGAGAAGAAAGACUAGAUUCUCUGUCAGAUUUCACAUCCUUGGACAACUGCAAUUCUCUUCCUGAAGAGUUUGCAGGAAUGCCUUUGUCGUCUGUAAGACAACAGCAGAUCAGUCAUGUGCUUGUAAAAUUAUCCCAAUGUCUGAACAUUCAGGACACCAUGAGUACACUAAGUUCUACCGUUUCCUCUGGACAUGACACUGCAGAAAUUAGACAGCAGAUAACCGAUCAGAUUUUAGCAUCAGCAGGUAUUAAACCAGGGUCUGUACAGGCUCAACAGUUCUUAAAUCAAUAUAACAUACAACAAGGUUCAUCCGAAAAUCCGACGGAUGAUUCUUCAGUGUCGAACGCUCAGACGCCACCUUCAUAUGAUUCUAGUAAUGUGAGUUCUGAACCAAUUAGCUCAAGCAGUGGAGGAAAUAGAACCCAAACAAGUAUAGCAUCUAACUCCAUUAUGAGUUCUGGAGGAUCUGCCUCUGGUGGACAACAACAAGGUAGAAGGUUGAGUCCAAAAGGAGGCAAGAGUAAGGUGCAUUUCUCUUCAUUUUUAACAGAGAUUAGCACCAGUGCAAGUCAGUCCUUGGAGGGCAGGAUUUCUGUCAGAAAAAUGGACAUUACACCUCAGAACAGUCCAAGGGUUAGUGUCGAUACUGUGGAUGGGUUACAGACAAUUGAUUCACAAGAAAAACUGAAACUGAAGAUUGUGCCAAAAAACUCCAGUGACCUGGGAUUGGGCUCUGGGCCUCAGGUCAACUAUGAUAACAAUUCCGAGGAACCAGAGUCCAUGUUGAGUAAAGUGGCCCUUAGUCCAGAAACUUCAGAGUCCUCCCCAGGAACCCCUAAGGAUAUAUUUAGUAAAGGUCUUCCAUUUCAUGGAUAUGGUAAUGAACCAGAGCAUAAUACUUCUGAUAAGGAAAAUGAAUUCAAGGAGAAAUCCAUGGUUGGAACUUCUGAAGGAUUUGUUCAGACAAAUGUGUCUUCAUCUUCCCAUGUUGAUACUCAAGACAUUGUGAAAGAAAGUGUGAAAUCUGAUGAAGGUUCUCAGUGCAGCACACUCAAAGCUAGUCAAGAUUUAUUAAGAAGUAGAGAAUCAGGUGUUGAAAACAGUAAAUCAUCAGCUUCAGAUUUAAAAGGUGAAAGUCAAACUUCAUAUUCAGAGAAAAAUUUCGAGGGCAUUAAGAGCAAUCAAACGGGACAGCAACAAAUCAAGCUAGUGUCUCAUGAUAAAGGUACAUCUCAGCAUGCUUCAGUCACACAAAAACGGACAAACGCAGCAGACACUACAUGCAGAGCACAAACUCAGGGAAUCCGGAGUAAGGCUGAAGCAAAGCGUGCGCAGCUGACCUCUCAGCAAGGUCAGCAGCCCUCUCCAGCCGUGUUGCCUGCUGAGUCUCACGAGUUUGUCUCGAGUGGUGCAGCAAGUAAGGGACCAUCUUCACGGUCUGCUCAGAAGAGGUUAGACAUGGAUGUUGAAAGAAACAAUGGAUAUACAGGGUCACAUGCACAGAACUUCUCCUUGGACACUUCCACAGAACAAGAGGGCAAAGCUGAGCAUAUACAAAGAUAUUUGACUCAUGUUCAAAGCCAGCGUGGAGCUUCUCCUGUGAAUACGGGGAUGCUUCCAGAAAUGGCCCCCAUUGGAACCCCUGCAGACAUCACAGCAGCCAUUCAGUCAUUUACAUCAAGUCUUCAGUCACUAGAGAAUAUGUCCGAGGAGGAACUACUACAUAUUCAGGCAGAACAUUUUGACAAAAUCCGUAAAUUUUUAGUAGAACAGCAAAGACAACAGUUAGAGGAACUUUUUGUUAUUCAGAGAAGGGAACAAAUGGAACUUCAGAAUGACAUUGCAAGUUACCAAAACAAUCUCAGGAAACAGGCAGAAUUCAGCAAUAUUUCUUACCUCAGUAAUAGCACUCAAUUCAAUCAGCCAAAUCUUCAACACUCACCCGAGAGCAAUGCAGCUUACAACAUGGGUCGACCAGAUGAGCCUUUCAACAUCAGCCACAUUAGUCACCAUGGUAACACAGCAGGAGUAGAUAACUACCAUGACACACAGCCUAAGCAGUUUGCCUACAUAUCUAGUCCUAGCCUUUACUUCAACCCCAAGGACCGGGAUAACAACUCCGACAUCAGUACCUUCAGUAGGGCCACCCCCAAACAGUCCCUCCAGUUUGUUAAUCACUCUACUCCCUCCCCUAAAUCCUUCAAACCUGUGAUGCAUUCUCCUGUUAAACAACCAUCAGUUGCGAGGCACAGUAAGCCAGUCAGGAUUCCAGAUAAGGCAUUCGAUGAUGACAUGCAGCCUUGCUUUGACCGAGUAUCAGCUUGUGUCAAAGGUUACUUGACUAGGCGAUUACUGAAGACAGAAAAAGUUCAGGAGAUUAUAAAAACUAUACAGGACACCAAGCAGUUUGCAUACAGCUUUCAGGCAGAGACUCCGAUCAAGAGGGGAGUUUUCUCUCAUCAGGACAGAGAUCUUCUAGAUAGGAUUAUAGCUCAGCUGCAGGCAGCUUUGCUUGACAUCCAUGAGAUUUUCUUUGAGAUCCCUGUGUAUGAAAGGAUGGCCCUUAUUGCACAUUCCAGACAGUUAUUGGAGGAGAAAAGGCUUAGAGACAGUAACAAUGUGAGAUCUAGUGUUUCUACCUCUCAGCCUAGAGUCAGCUCGGCAACAAUUAAGGCCAUGGAGAGAAAGCGCAAAGCAAAUGAAACGGAGGUAGCUGGGAAUUUGCGACCCCAGUCUGCACCAGCUGAAACAUCAAUGUCUAGACAUCCAGCUGCCCAGGUCAAUAACCAGUCUAUUGACUUCAGGGCAUUAAAGCCAAUACAAGGCCAGUCUACUGCAGUAAAUCCCUCCAGGGAGACUAACAAAUCCAAGCCUGGUGUGAUAUUGAGUAAGCCGGUGUCAUUGGCUGCUUCAAAAGCCAAGAAACCUGUGGCUGCAGGUGGAACAGUCACAGGAAAAACUACAACAAAGUCCUCUACCAGCAAUACAAAAACUAAAGCCGUCGUCAAGUCAAAGUUUACCAAGCCUGCAAGUGCGUGGAGAUAACACAGCCUUUCCCCUAAGAUACUGCUACACAACUGAGCCCCUGCCAUGCUGUUGUGCAUAUGAGCUUUUGCCAUACUGUGCCGAAACAUCCAGGAUGUGUAGGAUUUCACAGUGUUAGAGCAAUCAAGUCAGGAUUUUGACAGCAUUCUAAAUAUGUGAUUUGGAACUGGAGACUAGUUUUUGUUUCAAGAGAACUUCGUCUUUGAUAAAACAUCAUUGAGAUGAAAAUGGUGCAAAAGACAUCUAGUAUAGUGGAUGUUUUGAUUCAACUUAAAUGCUGGAUCAAUAGAUUUGGGAUUGUGCCAUAGAGUCCACAAGUCCAAAACACGAGGAUACUCUAAAUUUUAAAGUUUUGUUAACAUCACAAAUUAAAAUAUUGAAUUCCUCAAUGUUAACUAGCUCACUGAACAAAGAUUCACAUUAAUAUAUCUCUUAAGAUUGAUUUACAUUGGUUAUUAUCAAAAAGAGCCCAUCAUUUAUCAUUGACAUAUACAUGUACCGUUUUUGAAAACUGACCAUAAAAUUAGCUAGACAUGCAGUGCUGAUUACUAAUAAAAGUUGUUAGCUCUGCCAAAGAUCCACUAGUCCGAGAAAAUAACUGUCUUUUUCAAAAAUUAUUUUUAUUACACAUGUAAAACUAUAUUAGUUGUUACAUCAUCUGUCUUGCAGCUGGCAAAAGACAUCUUGGCUCUUCUUUGACAUAUAAGACUCAGUCAAGAUAACUUUGAUCCCAAUUAUAAUAACUGAUGAGUUCAGCCACUUGGCUUGAUAUGCUUUGCUAUCGGUACAAUUAGUUGAUCUGAGACAGAUUUAUCAAAGUAAAUUUUUAAUUAAUGGAAGUUUUAAUUCAUCCAAUUGGGCAUUGAUGUAAGCAAAUUUGUUUGUCUGCUGCAAAAUUUAUGGGUCUCUGUCAGGCACGUGGUUACUUCAAACACUGCAGGUAUACUUAAUCCCUCUGCAAUUCAUUAUUACUCAGCAAUAUGUUAUACAUGAAACUUCUUGAACAAAGAAAUCAUACUCAUGAUACUACUAUUUUUUUUCUUUCUGGGGAUGUGUUAAGAAAGCAAAACCUUAUUUAUAUUUUUUUAUGUAUACAUUUUCUUACACAUUUGGUGUUUUUGCAUUUAAUUACUGUAAAAAUGCACAAUAAUUUGUUCAGGUGAUAUUGAAUAACAUGUACAUAUAUACUGUAUGUACAUUAAUACUGCACACAUACAUGUUCCUUUCAAUAAAAACAAUGUCCAACUAU